AUGGGAUAUACACUACAAUUACAAUGGACAUUCACACCACCUGCAGGUCGACCAAUUUCUUUAGCUGAUAUAAUCUUACCUAGAGUGUUAGAAAAUUACAAUUUACAUACGCCUUCAAGAUCAACUAUUCAAUUACGAACUUAUCGAGCUUCUUUUCCUUCUUCCAAUCCCGGUGCGAAUUCGACUUCAGAUGAUAUCAAUGCUGAAGGAAGUAAAUCGUCUUCUAGAUACUUGACUGCAAUAACAACUCUACCUACUCCAUCGCCAACCAACUCAAGCUCAAUUAAUAUUAAUAAUGGUAAUGUUGGUGGGAAUCUGGAAGAUAUAACGUAUUUAUUCCUUGAUGAUCGAUCUGUCAAUCCGGCAAACACCAGCACGAAUGGAUCAGUCCAAUUUGAGAUCAAUGGCAAGAAUCAAGUCCUUCAUCAAGGUCAGCAUGGUUCGAAUGAUGAUAUACCUAUAGACAUCGACCAAUCUGCCAACGGCCAAGAAGGACAAACGAUAGACUUAUUAGAGAAAGAUACUUUGGAUGAAGAUGGUUUCGAGAUUAUUGAUUCUGUAAAAUCAAAGGAACAACCAAAUGGUGCCAACGCAAAUCCUGAACAAGUUACAACCAAAGAAUCUAGUUCAAUUUCGAAAGAUACGCCUAUACCUGUAUCGUCUAAGACUAAAAUACCCAGUAGAUACAAGAUUUUAGUUGUUAGACCAACCUCGUCCGUUCAACCUAUGCUUCAGAGUUUACUUAGUCCUUUCAUUAUGGGUUUAACCAAAUCUGCCAGAGCAACGGCAUCCACAACAUCCUCAUUACCUACUCCUACAGCAUUACCGGGAUCUUCACUACUUCUCACUGUCUUGACAUUCUCUCCUUCUCCACCACCAUUCUCACAUCCAAUCAUAUUGCGGAUAUUCAUACUUCCAAAUCCUUCAGCAUCCUCCAUAUUCCUAGAAGCUGAAUAUACGUAUCCAAAGUCAAGCUCAGACCUAGAUUCAGUCGACGCUGGUAAACCAGAAGAAGUUUGUAAAUCGUUUUUAGAGGGUUGUCUGAUCGAAGGUCAGAUAUUAGGAGAAAAGAAAUGGUCAUACCUCGAUGAACAAGGUGGUUGGGAAGGUAUACAAAGGAACAAGAAAAGUAUAUUCUCAUUGGCUCAAUCGCUGAGAGAAGCCAGUUUCAUAUGA
Messenger RNA from Kwoniella shivajii, 1176 nucleotides. RefSeq lists its product as uncharacterized. The transcript has 4 exons. NCBI's taxonomy places the organism in Eukaryota, Fungi, Basidiomycota, Tremellomycetes, Tremellales, Cryptococcaceae. The record is from RefSeq and is a predicted model, not a curated record. Bases 1 to 1176 code for a protein of 391 amino acids.